CCCCCAUAGCUACUGCCAGCUAUGCCCUCUCCUGACCUCUCUGCGCCCAGCUUAUUAUAACUCGUCGACUCCAUCCACCGCCUCCAGACAACAUCGUCUGGCCACCACCACAAUGUCAUCGACCCCUCAGUCCGACGACCGCCGCUCGCGGGCAAGCAGCAGAGCUGAUGCACUGCCUCUAAGCACUCCCCCUUUGCCAGUCUCGACUGGCCCGGCUGUCGUUUUCGACUCAUCCGAUUUUGUGCGCCGGAAGAGCCUCCGCACCCAAGCACCCGUGGAUAUACGCCUCCUGGAGUAUGUGCCCAAGUGUGACAGCAACCUGGUGUGCUUGAUCUGCCAAUGUCCCUUCGACAUACCCACCAUGCUCGCCUGCGACCACGUCUUCUGUCGCGAGUGCUUAGACCAUGCAUUCAGGGCUCAGGACCACCGCUCGAAGCGCUGCCCUACCUGCCGAACCCAUGUCGACCCCAAGAAGGAGCCCAUCCCCGUCCCUCGAAUCCUGCUGUCGAUGCUGGAGGACUUGAUGGUCAAGUGCCCGAAUACGAAGGCUGGUUGCACGUGGUUGAACAAGCGGGAUGGCGUGCAGAAUCAUGUCGAUCUGUACUGUGGAUUCUCGACGGUCGAAUGCCCUGCCGGGGAUUGCCGGUUCAGUGUCUUGCAGAAGGACUUUCACAAGGGGUGUCUUCAUUACACCGUUAGCUGCGAGCUCUGCUACACGUCCAUCAUGAAGAAGGAUCUUGAGGAACAUCAACGCACUGUCUGUGCUCAACGAAUGAUCAAGUGCCCGCAUUGCGAAGUGGAAAUGCUACGUCUAGACCUCAAAGUCCACAUCAAAGACGUCUGCCAGUUUGCUCCGACCGCCUGCCCCGGUGCCAUCGUCGGCUGCGGCCACACCUGUGACCGUCGAUUUGUGCCUGCCCAUGCCAAAACCUGCUCGAUGGCCACUAUGGCCCCAUUCUUCCAAGCCCAGAAGACGCGCCUCGACGAUCAGGAAGCCGCGCAGAAGCUCCUCCAACGCAAAGUCGACAUCCUCGAAGGCGGUUUUACCAACAUUAGCAACAUCGUCUAUCCGACGAACUCAUCCGACGAUUCUUCCUUCCCUGUCACCAACCCUCUGGAUCCCAAUGCGGCCGAGCCUUUACCGGAAACUCCCGAUUUCCGCCUUCCACCAGCUUCGUUCCCUCCACCUGCCGCCUCUACAAACAACCCACCUCCACCUCCAUUCGAUAUCUCUACUCACCACCUCCUCUCGCUACACGAGUCUCUUCGCGAGGAGGUCGGCCGUAUCGCCAACGACCUCGCUUCCCUCGAGGGUCGCACCCACCUUCUCAUCCUCAACGAGAACCAGCGCGCCAAAGAGGAGAUGCUGCACACCAGCGCUGCCAUCAACAGCCUCCGCACGCAAGUCCAUUGGCUCUUGAGUGCGAGGCUGCAGCAAGGGCGCGCGUCCGCAUCUGGCGGUGCCUCGGCCAGCGCGGGCGGGAGCGGGAGUGCUAGCGUGCCUGCAGGGAGCAGUCUGGGGUCUGCGAGCUUGGGCCCGCUGCGCAGGCUGAGCGACUCAACCCGGCAGGACACGAAGCUGUGAUUUGAGUUCGCACACCACACGUUAUCACGUUUCGGCAUCAGCAUCAUCAGCAUCAUCAGCAUGAAAAGAAGAAAGAUACAAAAAUUGAAUCAAAAUGAGAGGACCGAUUAGGUUGGACCACGGUUUGCAUGGAUGCUUGGCACGGAAAAAGUUCAAGGUGACUGGAUUACGACAUCAUACUUACGCCCGACAUGAAUAAUACGAACACAUACAUGAAAAAAAAAGGGGGGGACGGGAUUUUCUACCUGACGACCGGCUCGCCUGCCAAGCUCUGC
This is a messenger RNA of Mytilinidion resinicola, 1860 nucleotides long. RefSeq lists its product as uncharacterized. NCBI's taxonomy places the organism in Eukaryota, Fungi, Ascomycota, Dothideomycetes, Mytilinidiales, Mytilinidiaceae. The transcript is spliced from 3 exons. The record is from RefSeq and is a predicted model, not a curated record. Gene Ontology annotation, molecular function: zinc ion binding. Bases 113 to 1585 code for a protein of 490 amino acids.